AUGGGCUCAGUUGAACAACUCAACUUUUCCGCGCCACCCGAGAUCGCCUCGGCCAGAGGUCUCCUUCUAGACUUUGACGGAACAAUCAUCGACAGCACAGCGGCCAUUAUCAAGCACUGGCACAAGCAAGGCGAAAUCAUGGGCGUUGAUCCCAACGUUAUCCUCGCCAGCUCACAUGGAAGGAGAAGCAUCGAUGUAAUCAAGAUGUACGACCCGUCUAAAGCGAAUUGGGACUACAUAAUCCAUCAAGAGAGCCUCAUCCCAAAAGAAUUCGGCCAGGAUGCGGAGGAGAUCCCUGGGGCCCGCAAACUUCUGACAACCCUUGACGACGCCAACGUGCCCUGGGCGGUAGUCACUUCGGGUACGAGAGGCCUCGUGACCGGCUGGAUCGAGGUUCUGAAGCUCGCGCACCCGCGCACAAUCGUUGUGGCAGAGGAUGUCGAGAACGGCAAACCGGAUCCCACUUGUUAUUUGCUUGGCCGAAGGCGCCUGAGACUCCCCGAAACUGCCGAAAUGAUCGUCUUCGAAGACGCUCCAGCAGGAGUCUGUGCGGGAAAAGCGGCUGGAUUCAAAGUCAUAGCACUGUCCACUACCCACACCGUUGGACAGUUGAAAGAAGCUGGAGCUGAUUGGAUCGUGGAAGAUCUGAGAAGUGUGAAACUGAAGAACUUCAAAGACGGGGUGAUACAGGUCGAGAUCAUCAAUGGGCUCGUCGAGGCCUCUUGA
Messenger RNA from Cladophialophora psammophila CBS 110553, 726 nucleotides. RefSeq names its product glycerol 3-phosphatase 1. Lineage: Eukaryota; Fungi; Ascomycota; Eurotiomycetes; Chaetothyriales; Herpotrichiellaceae. The transcript has 3 exons. The record is from RefSeq and is a predicted model, not a curated record. Gene Ontology annotation, molecular function: beta-phosphoglucomutase activity; sugar-phosphatase activity. The coding region runs from base 1 to 726 and encodes 241 amino acids.